AUGUCACUUGGCCGACCUAAAUUCUUUACUACCAAUAAAAGAGGUGAAAACUAUGAACUCAAAUCUGAGUUGAACAGUGAAUAUCGUCAUCAUCGCAAGGAUGCAGUCAAGAAAGUAAUUGCCAACAUGACAGUUGGCAAGGACGUAAGUGGCUUGUUUCCAGAUGUCUUGAAGAACAUGCAGACAGAAGACUUGGAGCUGAAAAAACUGGUCUAUCUUUACCUUAUGAAUUAUGCAAAGACUCAACCCGAACUCGUUAUUCUGGCUGUCAAUACGUUUGUGAAGGAUUCAGAUGACCCAAAUCCGUUGAUUCGUGCUUUGGCUAUCCGUACCAUGGGUUGUUUACGAGUCGAUAAAAUCAUUGAUUAUCUUACUGAGCCUUUACGCAAAUGUCUCAAGGAUGAGAAUCCUUAUGUUAGAAAGACGGCUGCUGUUUGUGUUGCUAAGCUGUAUGAUCUUAAUCCAGAAUUAGCUAUGGAGCAAGACUUUGUUAAUGCUGUCAAGGACAUGGUGUCUGAUGUGAAUCCUAUGGUAGUGGCUAAUGCUGUGAUUGCUUUGUCCGAUAUCAAUGAAGCUUGUCCUCAACACAAUGUCUUUGAAAUUAAUAGUAACAUAUCCAAUAAGCUAUUGCAUGCUUUGAAUGAAUGUACCGAAUGGGGUCAAAUUGCUAUUUUGUCAGCUAUUGCUGAAUAUAAAGUAUCAGGAGGCAAAGAAGCAGAAAGUAUUUGUGACAGAGUGAUACCUAGAUUACAACAUGCCAAUGGUGCUGUCGUAUUAUCUGCUAUUAAAGUCUUGAUGAUCAAUAUGAAGUAUAUCAAAGAAGAGGCGUUUAUUAAAUCCAUGUGUAGAAAAAUGGCCCCUCCUUUAGUCACUCUUCUAUCCAGCCCUCCUGAAGUUCAGUACAUUGCAUUGCGUAACAUUAGUCUUAUUCUUCAAAAGCGUCCUGAAGUAUUAAGCAAUGAAAUCCGUGUUUUCUUUUGCAAAUACAACGACCCUCCUUAUGUCAAAUUGGAAAAACUAGAGAUCAUGAUCAAGCUUUGCAAUGAUCGCAAUGUGGACCAGUUAUUAAGCGAAUUAAGAGAAUAUGCAAAUGAAGUCGACGUUGAUUUUGUGCGUAAAUCUGUUCAUGCUAUUGGCCGUUGUGCUAUCAAGAUUGAUGAAGCAGCAGAGCGUUGUAUCAAUGUCUUGUUGGACCUUAUCAAUACAGGUGUUAGUUAUGUAGUUCAAGAAGCCAUUGUUGUCAUCAAGGAUAUUUUCCGUAAAUACCCUCGUAAAUACGAAGGAAUUAUUCCUACUCUUUGCGAGAAUCUGGAAGCCUUGGAUGAACCUGAAGCCAAGGGUUCAUUGAUCUGGAUCAUUGGUGAAUAUGCAGAGAGAAUCGAUAAUGCAGAUGACUUGAUCAGUAUCUUUUUGGACAACUUUAAAGAAGAAAAUGCUCAAAAACCAAAUGAAAAUCAAGACCUUGUACAACGUAUUCUUCAGACAGCUACAACUGAAUGCGAUAAUGCAGAUAUUCGCGAUAGAGCUUACGUCUAUUGGCGUCUACUUUCUACAGAUCCUCAAGCUGCCAAGGCCGUUGUUUUGUCUGAGAAACCUCCUAUCGCUGGAGAAAAUGACGGACUUUCUCCUGCACUGCUCGAGACCUUGUUGUAUGACAUUGGUACUUUGGCUUCUGUUUAUCACAAACCUGCCGAGACGUUUAUUGCAGGCAAGAAAUUUGGCGCUGAUCAUGUCAACAAAGCCAUGGCAGAACACGCAGAAGAAGAAGACAUCAACGCUCCACCACCUCAAAUACAAGCUGCUAUUAAGAAUAAUGAUAUUGGCAACUUGCUCGAUUUAGAUUGGGAUGAACCCUCUGCAGAAACACCUGUCUCUCCUAUCAUGACAGAAACUCAGGGCCAUAGUUCGCUCCAAGACUUGCUUUCAAUCAGUCAUGGUCCAGAGGCACAGGCCAAUCCACCAAGUAAUGGCAAUAUAGAUGACAUUAUGAAUUUAUUUAAUUCAACUCCAACUUUUGGUACACAAAACUCUUCUUCGCCUCAACCUAUGGCCAUGAAUAAUAUACAGGAUUUAUUGGGCAACACGUCUUCUCCUCAACCUCAACAGCCUCAACAACAAACAGCACCUUCAAAAGAUCCUUUUGCUGAUCUUUUCUAG
Messenger RNA from Gilbertella persicaria, 2157 nucleotides. RefSeq names its product adaptin N terminal region-domain-containing protein. The record is from RefSeq and is a predicted model, not a curated record. Gene Ontology annotation, cellular component: membrane coat. The coding region runs from base 1 to 2157 and encodes 718 amino acids. The transcript has 11 exons. Lineage: Eukaryota; Fungi; Mucoromycota; Mucoromycetes; Mucorales; Choanephoraceae. Gene Ontology annotation, molecular function: clathrin binding. Gene Ontology annotation, biological process: intracellular protein transport; vesicle-mediated transport.